GUGUGUGUGAGUGUAUGUGUCUGUCUCUGUGCUGGUGCUCAGUGGCAGCGUUUCUCUUCACUGCAGGGGCAGCUACAUUCUUAUCUCCAGGAUGUCGGGCCUUCUGACCAGCUCUCUUCUGCUCUUCUCCCUGACAUUGCUCAGAAAUCCAACACUAGAGGCAAAGUCUCUCUCUGCAGCAGCUCGUCUCCGCAGAGACCUCCGUGACGCAGCGCCCUACGAGGCACAGAUGAUGUCAUAUCCUGCCGCUGGGAGAAGCAAUGAUCUUUACUACCAGCCAGAGGCCUUGAGGGCUCAAGGUCUAGGACAAGCCCUCCAGCGACUGGUGGAGAGCGACCAGAGGCGGGAACAGGAAGCGGCUUAUCUGGCAUCUCUGAUGCGCCUCUUGAACGACGCGCAGAAUAACGGACAGAGCAAAGCGGAGGAGGAGGAAGAGGAUGAGGGGGAUUUCCAGGGUCCGUAUCCUCAGGACUACGAUGAGACGGAGCAGGCGGUGAGUAUGGCAAAGCCCCAGGCAUCAUGGCAGGGCGUUCUGGAUCCUCAGCUCACUCAAGCCCUGCUCAACCGCUACAAGCAAGAGAUGCUGAUGAAGGCCGGAAGUGCCAACAGGAUUCCUGAGAGACACCAGGAUAGAGAUCAAGAGAUGCUCAGGUACCUUGUUGAGAAAAUCCUCUCCGGUUUGGCAUCGGGCGGCAACCAAGCAGGACCUUCCAGCCAGCGCGCAAAACGCGACCUGGCCGCCGUGUCCAACGUGGAGCGAGCUGGAGGCUCCGCCCUUAAACGAACCCGGCGUUCCCUGGACUCCGCCCCCAUCCCCUCCACCCAGGCCGAGGCCUCGCUGUUAAGGGUGAAGAGGCUCGAUGAUGACGACGAUGAAGGUGUCACAGGCCAGAGCAACAGAACGCCACACGUCGGCCUGCAGAGGAUGAAGCGCAUAGACACUGACCUGCCACCCCCCAAAAAAAACAGCCGCAAGCGCCGGGCUCUGACCUACGACCCCAACCUGAUCGCACAGCACAUCCUGCAGUACCUACCAGCCUAAAGAGAUAUGGAGAAAUUAAAGGGGGAAUGUGAGAUAAAAAGAGAAAGAAUAUAGACAGAGAGGGAAAUAUCACUCGCUUACAGACAUGCCAGCAUUGUCAUUAAAGUCAGUUCAGGCCUGCUUGCCAAGGUUCGAUGUUAUACUAUAAUAAAAUCCACACGUAACAGCUUAUCUAACAUGCUUUCUGUUUUUCAAAACAAUGCAUUUCGUGCAGGCAUAACAAGAUCUUAUUGAAAUGGAUCAUUUAUACUUUUAGCCAUUGGCUUGUAGAAGUGUCUCGUACAAACAUGUGUCUGUAUUUGUCAGAAUCAACAGGAUCAAAAUCACAUUAAGAUUCUUGACUCCAAAUGAUGUUAUAUUACAAUCAAGGUCAUGCAAGAGUAAAAAAAAAAGAUUGUUUUAAGAACAUGGUUGGAUCAAAUAUGGUUAUUUCCCAUCUUAAUUUAAACCAGCAGUUGGGUUGCCCGUUUGACCCAACCAUGAGUUGGAUCAAUUUGAACGCUAAUUAAACACGGACAACUUUAAUAAAUCCAUUAAGACAGAAAUCUCUGGAAUGAUUUAUUGCAGCAUCACUGUUAUUGCAUAAAAGAACAGAUACGUUCAGAACUGCUACAUGGUUAAAUUGCACAACACAUUCAGAUCAGCUGCGGCGGACGAAAUGAGUUUAAAGAGUGAGUUUCCGGUUUUCUUUUCCUCUGAUUGGUUGUGGUAUCUGUAUAGAGUGAGAUGUGUGUCCUUAAAUCGAUCUGGUUGUCGUAUAGUAACUGGUUUUCUGUCCCACCUGAUCUUUUUGCCCGCUGGGCUCGUUCGUUUUUCAUCCAGUCCUGAAAUCUUGUAUAAAAAAUACAUAUCUCUGCACUGUACGUUCUGUCAAACCUCACCAUCACUGUAAGUGUUAAUAAAGUGAAUGUGACCACAAA
Molecule: messenger RNA, 1962 nt
Organism: Triplophysa rosa
Lineage: Eukaryota; Metazoa; Chordata; Actinopteri; Cypriniformes; Nemacheilidae
Gene: pcsk1nl
Product: proprotein convertase subtilisin/kexin type 1 inhibitor, like
Exons: 3
Coding region: 92-1042 (316 amino acids)
Biological process (GO): negative regulation of endopeptidase activity
Molecular function (GO): endopeptidase inhibitor activity
Source: RefSeq, a predicted model, not a curated record